CAAAUAUAAAGACAUUGCGGAAGUUGCCAGUGCCCACCUCUACUCCUAGGCACUCCCUCCUCCCUUUUUUUUCCCUCUUUAAGAACAAGCUCCCACAGCACAAAACAUAAUGUCGGAAAAACAUACCUCCGGCGCCGCCUCCACCACCUCCACCUCCACAACCUCCACUAUAAAAUCCGCUUUUCAAAAACUUCUAGCGAAGGCGCCCUCCUCCUCGCCUGUGCGGGAUCCGGGUACUGACAUGGCGGGGCCGGGUCCGGCGGAAGAGAAGACAAGAGCGCUGGAGGCGAGGGUUGCGUAUUUGGCGCAUAGGUCUUAGAGAGACUAGGGGAGCAGGUGGUGGUGGGUGGGAGGACGGGGUAAAGUCGGUUGGCGUUUAUGUUGUGGUGGGGUUUUUUUCUCUGUAGUUGGUUGGUUGGGAGGUCUUGCUUUCUUGGUUACUGGAGGGGGUGCAUGAAUAGGCGGUGGGUGGGUAUGAAUGUGCGGAUGGAAAGACGAAUGUACUGUAUUGCUUGUGUGUUGUGCAUGUAAGGAGAUUCCUCCGCUAGUGAUUGACGA
Molecule: messenger RNA, 558 nt
Organism: Tuber melanosporum (Perigord truffle)
Lineage: Eukaryota; Fungi; Ascomycota; Pezizomycetes; Pezizales; Tuberaceae
Exons: 1
Coding region: 110-319 (69 amino acids)
Source: RefSeq, a predicted model, not a curated record